Messenger RNA from Nerophis ophidion (straightnose pipefish), 1043 nucleotides. Its product is annotated as probable D-lactate dehydrogenase, mitochondrial. The transcript is spliced from 7 exons. Gene Ontology annotation, cellular component: mitochondrion. Gene Ontology annotation, biological process: lactate catabolic process. Gene Ontology annotation, molecular function: D-lactate dehydrogenase (NAD+) activity; FAD binding; D-lactate dehydrogenase (cytochrome) activity. Bases 15 to 1043 code for a protein of 342 amino acids. Lineage: Eukaryota; Metazoa; Chordata; Actinopteri; Syngnathiformes; Syngnathidae. The record is from RefSeq and is a predicted model, not a curated record.
ACGAACGUGUGUUUAUGGGAAGCAUGUCGCUUGUCGUGGCGGCGAGUAGAAGACUCUUUCGUCAUUGUCGAAGCUUGACGACAACAAUCCGCAGCAGAGGUGCUGCUGUGGACAGUGCACUUCCUGCAUUCAGAUCAAUAUGCGGAGAGGAUGGCGUCUCUCUGGGAGCCGCUGUCCGAGAACAACACGGAAAAGAUGAAUCCGUACACAGAUGCCGUCCACCGGAUGUGGUGGUUUUUCCGCGCUGUGUGGAGGAAGUCAGCGCCCUUGCCAAAGUCUGUCAUAGCAAACGCCUUCCCAUCAUCCCGUUUGGCACUGGAACUGGCCUGGAGGGAGGGGUAGGAGCACUGAAGGGUGGUGUAUGCUUCAGCCUGAGGAACAUGGAUCAGAUUCUGGAUCUCCACCAGGAGGAUUUUGAUGUGACGGUUGAGCCUGGUGUGACCCGGAAGACUCUGAAUGCAAACUUACGAGACACAGGACUGUGGUUUCCUGUUGAUCCUGGAGCUGAUGCUUCGCUGUGUGGUAUGGCAGCCUCUAGCGCAUCCGGCACCAAUGCAGUGCGAUAUGGAACCAUGAGAGAAAACGUUAUGAACUUGGAGGUUGUACUUGCUGACGGGACUACGAUACACACGGCCGGCAAGGGCCGACGUCCCAAGAAGACUUCAGCGGGCUACAACUUGACAAACCUGUUUGUGGGAUCAGAGGGCACCCUGGGAAUCAUCACUAAGACGACCCUGCGCCUCUAUGGUAUUCCGGACUCUAUGGUAUCUGCCGUGUGCUCUUUUCCUACGGUGCAGGCCGCUGUGGAUAGCACGGUGCAGAUUCUACAAGCUGGAGUUGCUAUCGCUCGCAUCGAGUUUCUAGAUGACGUGAUGAUCGACGCCUGCAACAAGUUUAGCUCUCUGUCAUACCCUGUCACACCAACUCUCUUCCUGGAGUUUCAUGGUUCUGAACAGAGUCUCGAAGAACAAGUCACCACUACCGGUGAGUCCCCAAUUCAUAGACAAGUGAUCAUACAUCUACGAGUAUCGUUUCUUAGCUGA